GGUAUCCGAAAGAAGCAAGAAAGAACUAAUUAAUUAAGCUUUUACUUUGGAGAGAAGCUGCAGAGUGAGUAGAAGAGAGAUGGAGUUCCCAGUGAUUAGCAUGGAGAAGCUAAAUGGCGAGGAGAGAGCAGCCACCAUGGAAAAGAUCAAGGAUGCCUGUGAGAACUGGGGCUUCUUUGAGCUGCUGAACCAUGGCAUAUCCCAUGAGUUCUUGGACACCGUAGAGAGGAUGACGAAGGAGCACUACAAGAAAUGCAUGGAGCAAAGGUUCAAGGAAUUGGUGGCAAGCAAAGCCCUUGACGGUGUCCAAACAGAGAUCAAAGACUUGGAUUGGGAGAGCACCUUCCAGUUACGCCAUCUCCCUAAGUCAAACAUUGCUGAGAUCCCCGAUCUCGAUGAUGAAUACAGGAAGGUGAUGAAAGAAUUUGCAUUGAAGUUGGAGAAACUGGCAGAGGAGCUCCUGGACUUGUUAUGUGAGAAUCUUGGACUUGAAAAGGGGUACCUCAAAAGGGCUUUCUAUGGAUCAAACGGUAGUCCAACCUUUGGCACCAAGGUCAGCAAUUAUCCACCAUGCCCCAAACCAGACCUGGUGAAGGGUCUCAGGGCCCACACCGACGCUGGUGGCAUCAUCUUGCUAUUCCAGGAUGACAAAGUCAGCGGCCUCCAGCUUCUCAAGGAUGGCCAGUGGAUUGAUGUGCCCCCGAUGCGCCACUCCAUUGUUGUCAACCUUGGUGACCAACUCGAGGUAAUCACCAAUGGCAAGUAUAAGAGUGUGGAGCACAGAGUGAUUGCUCAAACGGAUGGCACUAGGAUGUCAGUAGCUUCUUUCUAUAACCCUGGAAGUGAAGCAGUUAUCUAUCCAGCACCAGCUUUGGUGGAGAAGGAAGCAGAAGAGAAGAAAAAAGUGUACCCAAAAUUUGUAUUUGAUGACUACAUGAAGCUGUAUGCUGGCCUCAAAUUCCAGGCCAAGGAGCCAAGAUUUGAAGCCAUGAAAGCUGUAGAAACCACUGUCAAUCUGGGUCCAAUUGCAACUGCUUAAUCUUCUUCGAGGAGGAUUUGGAGUCGUAUUAUUUUUAUUUUUUAAGAGUCGUCCAAGGUCUUUCUAGUAGAUUCUGUUGCUUCCAUAAAGAUAUCAGUUUCCUGUAGUACCGAGUGUCAAUUUGUUCCAUGUAGAAAAUUACCAUGAUUACUAUAUUAUAAAUAAACAUUAUUUCACAGAAAUAA
Molecule: messenger RNA, 1224 nt
Organism: Populus nigra (black poplar)
Lineage: Eukaryota; Viridiplantae; Streptophyta; Magnoliopsida; Malpighiales; Salicaceae
Product: 1-aminocyclopropane-1-carboxylate oxidase
Exons: 4
Coding region: 80-1039 (319 amino acids)
Source: RefSeq, a predicted model, not a curated record